This is a messenger RNA of Penaeus chinensis, 5134 nucleotides long. It is a transcript of the gene in, whose product is annotated as protein inturned-like. Bases 188 to 2887 code for a protein of 899 amino acids. The transcript has 23 exons. Gene Ontology annotation, cellular component: cilium; cytoplasm. Gene Ontology annotation, molecular function: protein binding. Gene Ontology annotation, biological process: establishment of planar polarity; nervous system development; cilium assembly. NCBI's taxonomy places the organism in Eukaryota, Metazoa, Arthropoda, Malacostraca, Decapoda, Penaeidae. The record is from RefSeq and is a predicted model, not a curated record.
CCGGGCGAAUCCAGUAAUACGCUGUGAAAAGUUUGACAUUUGAGGUUCUUUUCGUGUUUUACGAUAGUAUUCGUUGUUAUUAACCUCUUGGAAAAUAUACAAUUGGAAUUGGAAACAUGCAUUAGCUAUUCUUUGCAUAUGCAGAGGACCUAAACACAUAGGGUGAUAUCGUUAGUUUUCCGCCAAGAUGAAUGCACUGGACAACCGUGACUCAGACAGCGAGAGCUAUUCAGGCUCCUCGUCCAGGCAUUCCGAAGAAUCAUCUUUUGGCUAUGAAGAAGCAGAAUGGCUGGAGCAUGUGGAGAGCGACGGAUCUUUGCUGUACGUGGAGUCCUAUGUGUCAAGCACUGUGAGGGAGAAACAGGCACAGGCAUUUAAGGCAUCAGGAGGAGGAGAGAAGAAGCCGGCAUUUUCAUCUCCCUCAAAGGAUAUUAAAAAGAAGAAUAAACUCCUUCGCCUGUUACAGCGCCGGCCAAGUGUGAGAGUGAAGGGUGGGCAUCGGGUAGGUGUAGGAGGGGAGGGGGGCACCAGGAGUGGAGCGGACUUAGCCUCAGCACCCAAGGUCACCUUUAGGGAUAACCCAAGUGGAGAAGUUAGGAAGGUUAAUUUGCAGGUAUCUGAAGGUGGCAAUAACUUGGGUCGAAGAGCAAGCCUAUGCGAGACUGUCUUGGGUGUUGUUCCAGGACGUUUCAGUGAACCUCCAGACUCAAGGGUGAUGGUGGCGGGUCUUGUCCCAGGUUCCCAGGCCCUUAGAGAUGGCGUGAUCAAAAUCGGUGACUGGCUCAAAGAGGUGGAUGGAACAGACAUCAACUGGGACAACUUGGAUGAUAUUCUGGCUGAGUUACAGAUUCCCUCAACCAUCAGCUUAUCUGUGCAGAAGUGUGCAUCAGAGACACUUCCUGAGGAUACAGAUCAUGAUAGAAAGAGAGUAAUUCAGACUCAGCUGGUGAAAGUGGUCACAGGAGUUGACGUGGACAGUCGAGACAAGACGUUUCUCCAAGAGCUGCCCCACACUCUUCUCUACCUCAGUCUUGUGGGUGUGACUGAGGACUCACCUGAUGGGGCUGAUAUUAGGUAUCAGUUCCCAAAUUGGAGUAACAAGCUGGUUAAAGUUCGAGGGAUGUUUAUCACCGCAGCCCACACAGUGCAGGAAGUGACAGGGGAGCCUACUUUGUGCUCAACAGUGUUGAUAGACGGAGAGUAUUAUCAUGUUGCAUAUGUGAGAGAAAAUAACGACAUCUUCCUCCUUGCUCUUCCACAUUCCUAUGUGUCCAGCCAUGAAAUAAUAGCACUGAUGGAACAGAUUGCUAAUCUUAUCAAAUUUGAAUUUGAAACCUUGACCAAUGGCGUGGGUCUAUCCCACAACAAAGCCUACCUGGACCACCUCAUGAGCCACAUCCUAGGGAGUGUCCUUUCGCAGGGGUGUAGAGGAGGUGGAGGAGGGAACAGCCAACCCAACCCCUACCUGCCUCUCAUCCCAACCGCAUCACAGAGCCUUAUCUUCGCCCUCCCCACCUGGCUCAUUCUCCAAGGGGAUGGGGAGACAAAACUUCAGAUUGACAACUGUCUGAGUGAGUUGGAGUCUGGUGAUUUUGGUGAUGAUGAUUCAGACUGUGAAGACUGUUCAUCCCUGUACAACAUAUUGGGUACCUGUCUAUUUUAUAAGGGCAGACUGGUGGCUUCCCAUCUAUGCUCAGAGGACCUUCAACACAUGUGGCUCUUCGUGCAGCACCAUGGCUUGCUCUCACUAACCACCCACGAAUCUGUCAGUCAACUCGUGGCUUGGAGACAGGUUUACCCCCCAGGCCAGCCAAGAGACGAGGGACCAAAACACUACUCGUUGGUUGUUGCUACGAAUCAUAUGCUCUUGGGACUGCUCUUGGAGGCUGGAGGAGUCACAGAAUUUGUUGAAGACGGAACAGGACCAGACCCAUUCCUAGUGGAUCAGGCUGAGGCUUCCUUGUAUCAGCUUCAUGCUCUCCACGUUCAUACUGUCUGUGAGGAAAGCUUGUCCAAUGGGGGGAUUGAGACCAUUGCAGCUGACGAAAAAUUUGGGCGAGGAACACCCACAAAGAAGGCUAAAGAAAAGAUUGAUACAGUAGAUGGUGGCAUCAGACUGCCCGACGUGCCAUCGAUCUUAAAGCAGAAGUCUUCCCCCUUGCCCGAAUCACGGCUGCACAUCCACGACCACACUGGAUGCGAGUGCGAGGGUAGUGUUGGGGAGACCAGCGAGGAUUCCUUCACACACAGCUCCCAGAGCUCCUCACUCGCCUUGGAAGAGGAGGAAGGGGAGGACGAGUCUGACUAUGACUGGAGGAUCUUCAAGUCUGGAGAGAGUCGUGGUCUUCACCAGUAUGACUUGGAUAUAAAGGCACCAACCAAUAAACAUCCCACCUCCCCAAUUAGGAUUACCAGUGGGAAUGAGAGAGUUCUCUUCCACAUGGUGCAGUUGGAGGUUGGGGAGGGGGUGAUGGUCCAGUCCAUUCCUCCUCCAACCUCUUUAUCUCCCACUGGCUCUCCCUCCUUGAGCUCUCAACCACACCCUCCUUCACUCCAGGCUCAGGUUCUCAAUAACUUUCGGUGUGUUUGUGCUCAUAUACACCAUAUACUCCAUGCAGCUGUAAGGGGAAAGGAUCAACAUGGCAUUUACGGAAGUAGUACAGCCCUAAAUGGCAUAAAAGAACAUGGUGUCUUAUUUACAUACACACCCCCUGCAACUGAUGGCACAAAUGGAAGCAAAAGAAGACCUCCACCACUCUCUUACUGGGUUGUUGGAAGACUACUGGGUCCACCAUAUCACCGAGAAAUUUACAUCUGCUACCAUGAGGCUAUUCCCCAGAAUGUAAUUGAAUUAGCUUUCCGAGUGUCACUGGGAUGCAUCAUUUGAGUUAUGAUCAGUCACACCAAGAAUCUAAUUCAUAUUUGUACCACAUAAGUUGGAAAGACCUCACAUCACUGAGAAAGUAGACACCAUUUUUUUUUUGUCUUUUUUUUUUACCUACCAUGUAUAUUUUUUGUAUAUUCACUGACUUCCAACAGGAUAUUCCAAAAGUAUGCACUGGGGAUUAUGCCCACUCAGUGAAAAAUUGAAAGUGCAUGACAUAUAUUAACCCUGUUCACUAAGAUUUUUAAUAUAGCAUAUUGGAUUUUUAAGGAAAUGAGACUAAAUGGAUACUCUAACCUUUGACCACAGGCUGGAGAGCAUAUAGACCCAUUUCCCAAAAAAAAAAAAAAAAAAAAAUCAAAGAGAGUGGACUAUAGUCGCUUAAAACGUCAUAAUGAAUAAUAAUUGAGAAUUGCAACUAUUGUUGACUAAUGUGGUCUAACGGUUAAGCCUAUUUUUGAGGGGCUGCAUCUCCACAAUGAUUGUAGGCAAGGCCAAACAAGCUGACAGUUGUUUAACACACACAUUAGAGGAGGCUUGUUAGUCAUGGCGUUGGUACUUGUCACCUAGCAUUUGGGCCCAAUUUGCUAGCAUGUGAUUUGACAGUAUCUGACAUGAGUGGGUUGAUAAAAACUAAAUGAUCUGCAGAAAUUGUGAUCAAGAAAAACAUAUAGUUGUUCACUUAUAAGAGGUUUAUUUGGUAAUUGUUGUUGUUAAUAAUAUGUAUAAGUACUUAUUCAUGUUCUAGAGAAUCUUUUUUAUUCUUUCCAGGGCAGCUAGCAUUAUAUUCAGUUAUACAGUUACUGUGUAAAUCAUAUGUAUUGUUAUCAUGUACUUAUCUCAGAAACUAGAAGAUUCUGGAUAAUUUCACACCAUUGGAGUAGGUAGACUAAUGACUGUUUUGGGUUCACUAAUACAAAUUAAAGAACAUCUCUGAUCUCUCACAUGAAACAUUCCAUGAAAAGACUUAUAAAACAAAAAGUGCUUAUUAACUUUAGUUGAAAAGUCUUAAAUAUGUGUAAUACUUUUUACUUAAAUUAGUAAUGCUGUUUUAUACUUUUGUAAUUUCAUAAAUAAAUUCAUACAUUAAAUUUUUUGUAUUAUUUAUAUUAAACAUUUUUUAUUGUUUGUGAAUUAACAAAAUUAACUUACCAGUUUACUAGGUCGAUUAAAAAAUUAACAAAGAACUUUUCCAUAGGUAGAAAGACCUAUGGAAAGACAAGUUUUUACCUAGUAACAACUGAUGUUCCUGUAUGUUCAAGGUUGAAAGAAAAAAGAAAAUUUCAGAGCACCACUUUAAUAAAUCACCGUUGUAACAAACUGUACAUUUCUUUACACACACUGCUAGCUAAUAUAAUAAUCUUUUGCUCCUUAUCAUUUACAUACUUGUGUAAAGUCCUUAUAAUUUUCUAGGGUCACACAAAAUACAUACUGCAUGUUCCACCAUAUUACCAAAACAAUUAAUCUUGUGCAAUUCAUUACAUUUAAAAUAUCUAACUGCAUAGUUACUAAAGGUGUAUUUAUCUUACACAUUCUACAUCUAAACAAUAUCCAAAAGUAGCAGCAAAAAUAAUGUACCUCAGUUCCAAAAGCCAAGCAAGAUGAAGCCAAACCAGAUUCAGUGGUAAAUGAUAGCACAACCUUGAGUCAAUUUAAUAUCUGGAGCCAAUACAAAAAAAAAAAAAAAAAAAAAAAUUAUAUAAUAAUCAGAACCAAACCUAAGGGGUUAUGCAUUUAUGAAUUAUCUAUUACUUUAUGUACAUUUAAGCUUUCUUAAGAAUACAAUUCCUGAUAUGAGACAAGUACAGAAUAUAAUAAGGUGCUGAACGAACCUUAGGACAUCCAGCUUUUGCUUAGUGCAUGGAAAUACAAAGAAUUAUCAGUGUCCACCACAAACUCACACAGGCUAAACACUUUGCUUUAACUAACUAUAACCUUACAAAGAGCACAAUCCCUUGCCAUUAAUCAGUAUCUUAAUGCAAUUAAAAUUUUGCAAGAUGUCAAAAAGCAUCACUGUAGAUAAUGAAAUUAAUCUUUUGCUAUUUUCAUACUUUCAGUCAUUACCAAGACAUACUCAGUUUUUUUUUUUCUGACAUAUUUACCACAUGAAUGGACUUUUCCUCACCUCUUUUGCUUUCCUGCUCAUUUCAGCAUGUCCAUCUCCUUCUAACUUUCUACACACACUUCUGCAAUUUUCUUGAUCUCUUUAAAAUCAAUCUCUUGUCCUAACACUUUAUAUUUGGUAAACAC